This is a messenger RNA of Danio rerio (zebrafish), 4526 nucleotides long. The record is from RefSeq and is a predicted model, not a curated record. Lineage: Eukaryota; Metazoa; Chordata; Actinopteri; Cypriniformes; Danionidae.
GCGUGAGUUUGUUACAGUGGGCAUCGGUCUCUCUCUCUCUCUCCCCUUCACUAACACUGGAUUACAGCUCAUCUAACCGAGUUUUGUCGGCAGGGAGGAGUCGCGUGGCGCCCACUAACCCACACAUGGACGUUUCGACUUAAUAAACACCCUUUCCCAGUCAUUUAGGACUAAUAAGAACGAAAGGACGGAGGAAUGGGAAUGACGGAGCCGAAGACAAACGCUCGGCACUAAUCUCGGCCAAUGACUGACAUCAAACGGGGAGAUCCAUCUUAAAACUGGCUGGCGUUGAAAGUACCCCGAGGAUUAAGUCUUGGAUCUAGGAAAGGAUCCAGCUUUGAAUGCAUGUUCAUCUCAGGGUGUAUCGUGUGGAUGCGCUUAGUUUUAAUGUCUCUAAACAAUAGGCAGUUUGGAGAGAGGAAGUAGGAGCUUGUAAAUCACACUUCCCUUGUGUAUUUCUGCCAGCCGGUAGGAAUAACGUUAGGGAAGCUCAAAUCUUGUUUCAUACCGUUCGAAUCCUUUAAACGAUCAGCUCUGUUGGUGUAUUCACAUCGUUUUACUUCACCACCUUUCGGUUUCACUCUGGGGACUGCUGGAGCUUCAAAACAGCCGCGUUUAGCUUCAUAUCACUAUGGAUAUAUGACGACAGAUGUUAUUUUCCUGUGAAGAGCAGCGUUUUAUAUCAUUUACAGUCUAAUGACAUUGUUUAGAGCCUAGUUGUGAACUUCCUGCUUUAGUUUCUGUCGGCUCGGAGUGUUAUUGUCAUAAAGAUAAUGGCAGCCGUCGUGAAUUACUCUCCUCCGUGGUGGGUUAACCUGCUGCACAGACUGCCUCACUUCAAUCUCCAAUUUGAGCAAACCAGCAGUGAUUUUCGCCCAGAGGAGUCGUCAUACCAGCAGUCGCUCCUGCUUCUCGGCGGUGUUGCUCUGGCAUGCUUGGCUCUGGACCUUCUCUUCCUCCUCAUCUACUCCUGCUGGCUGUGCUGCCGCCGGAAGAAGAGCGAUGAGCAGCCAAACGCAGACUGUUGCUGCACUGCCUGGUGCGUCAUCAUCGCCACCCUCGUCUGCAGUGCUGGCAUUGCUGUUGGUUUCUAUGGGAAUGGCGAGACCUGUGACGGCGUCAGUCGGCUUACCUACUCUCUCCGGCAUGCCAACCGCACCGUGUCAGGAGUUCACAGACUGGUGUCAGAAAGUACUUCAGCUCAGAGCCAAACUGUGGAUGAAAACCUGCGGAUACUAAAGGAGCAGUAUGCAAAACACACAGACUAUUUGUCCAUCAUACAGAAACUGCAGGAUCAGCGGAGCGAGCUGGUUCGUCAGAUGGCCGACAUCCCCUUUUGGAGCAACCUCGGCGUCUCCCUGGAGGAUCUGGCAACCCAGAUUGAGCUGUAUGACUGGUACAGAUGGCUGGGAUAUUUGGGUCUGCUGCUGUUUGAUGUGCUUAUUUGCCUACUGGUGCUUUUCGGCCUCAUCCGCAACUCUAAAGGCACUCUGAUUGGGGUGUGUAUUCUGGGUGUUUUGGCGCUGGUGAUCAGCUGGAGUUCACUGGGUCUGGAAUUGACGGUCUCCUCGGGCUUCAGUGACUUCUGCGCAGCUCCUGACAUGUAUAUCACGAAGGUGUCAGAGGAAUACACGAUUAUCAAGAAAGAUAUCCUGCCGUAUUACCUCACAUGUGAUUUGGGUCAAGCCAACCCCUUCCAACAGAAGCUAUCAGGAAGUCACAAAGCACUGGUGGAAAUGCAGGACGACGUGUCUGAACUACUGCGUUCUGCAGUCAGAGAAUACCCCAAAACAAAGGGUAACCUUGAGCAAAUUCAAAGAGGCUUAAACACCACUGAAGCUGGACUACAUCAGCUCACUGCCCUAGUGGAUUGCCGCAGUUUGCACAUGGAUUAUGUGCAGGCACUGACUGGCGUGUGUUACGACGGACUGGAGGGUCUGAUCUACUUGGUGCUCUUCUCCUUCAUCACAGCUCUCAUGUUCACCUCGGUCAUCUGCAGUGUGCCGCACACAUGGCACGGCAAAAGGCCUGAAGAGGACAGUGAGGAGGAGUCGGUGGCUCCUGGAGGCCGUCAGAAUCAUGAUAACCUGUACCGUGUGCACAUGCCCAGUCUGUACAGCUGUGGCAGCAGUUACGGCAGUGAGACCAGCAUCCCUGCAGGAGCUCACACUGUCAGCAAUGCUCCUGUCACUGAGUACAUGACCCAGAAUGCAAAUUUCCAGAACCCUCGCUGUGAAAACACUCCUCUGAUCGGCAGAGAAUCUCCUCCACCAUCUUACACAUCCAGCAUGAGAGCCAAAUACCUGGCCAACACCCGACCUGACCCCAACAGCAGCUCCGCAGCAAACUAGAAGAACAGCAUCUCUUUUCCGAACAGUCUACAGCUCCCACUCGCACAACAUCUACUCCCACUCUCCCAAUUCAGUUUCACCCCAGGCCCACCAUCCAGCCAUGCUGAUCUCUGACGUGUGCUCUUCAACCCAGCGGAUAAAGGACGUCCUUGAUUCAUGUAAAUACUGCUGUCGGAGGAAUGUUCCAGAUGGCCGGUUCAGUUCAGGCAGCUAGUUCAUCCAGUAUGUGUGUGUGUGUGUUUGCAUCUGUAUGAACCACAUUACUUACAGAUACAUUGAGUGACAUGCAUUUGUGUGUGUGUGUUCAUUUAUGCUGCCCUUGCGCAAUUGUGGUGCUCUUGCCAGAGGUUCAGAAGGCUCCAAAACUGAAGGACUGGAUAUGGUUUAAUGCCCGUACAUUCCUGCAUAGCCUCUGUUCUCUGAAGAAAUGUGACCUUCUCCAUUUGCCACAUGCCGAAUCUACAGUUUACAUCAGUGAAGUCUACUGUAAUAUAACUGAACCAGUCUCUAUCUCAAUAGGAUGAUGAACUCUGAGCAGUGAGAAUUUAGCCCAGGUUUAAGUUGAGGUCUUCUUUGAUAGCAGUUUUAGGGAUGAGGAUUGAUGGUUAUUACAGUGAAAUGGUGUGAGAAAUAAGGCCAGAAACAUGCUUUAUGCUAGUGCACGAAUGCAGGCACAACAAAUGUGUCAAUUCAAAAUGGUGUUUAAUGCCAAGAUUUAUAAUCUGAAUUUUAAUCAUGAAAAUAGCUAUGGAAAAAAUUAAAUGACAACUUGAAAGCUAUUGUUUUUUAUAUAGAUUUAAUGAAUUUAUUAGUUAUGGCCAGUGCUUAAUUUGAGCUGGAUUUUGCCGGAUCCUGUUCCGGAAAAUGUCAGAUUUUCGUGUUUUGCGUUCCAGUAUUUAUAUUACAGUAUCCGGCAUUACCUUGUGCAUGGUAAAUAGUCACCAAGUGCAAGUUAAAGCAAAACUCACAUUAAAAUUUUGGCCCUCUACAAAAUUUUCAGCCAAACGGCUUUCUUAUGUUUGCAGUCACUCUUAUUGGUUGGUCAUUGUUUCGCGUGCAGUGAAAAUAAAUAAUGGCAUAGUGGCCAACAUAAAGAAUUUUUGUAUUUUCAAAAUGGCAAAGAGGCAGUCAGGCAUAUAUUCCUUUUUUUAAAACCACAAGUAAAUCUGAUAUCGGGCCUGAUCAAAUGAGAAGAUGAAACUGCGUGAAUGGAUCAGGAUAGCAGGAGACAGAAGCAAAGUCAGCCAGAAAACAUGACAGAAGAGGUAACUGUAGCUCUUCUUGUAGAUUAGACUGGGUGAGUCUUUUAAUUAUUAUUUUUUCACUUUGCACAUAAUAGUGACGUGAACUGAAUAUUGAUUGUUCGUAAGAUUUAUGUUUGUAGCUACAUGUUUUUAUUAUCCAUGACUGACCCAUAAUGUUAUGUGGUACAAAAUAAAGUUCAGAAAAAGGAUGCUCUUUUUAAAAUACGAGUGCUAUCACCAUUUAGUGAUGUCAUGUUCCGGGGAAACUAAAAUUGUGUGGUGGACGUCGGUCACUGUACUUUUAUUUUCAGGCUUUGCUCUGGGAAUUAUUCAUUUAAAAAUUAAGCACUGGUUAUGGCUUUGAGUGUGUUUUAUUCUUUAAUGGUCUGAUGACAUUCCUCUAAAUAAAAAUAUUGUCAUUUAGAGCAUUUCGUUUAUAAAUGAUUCCAUUUCUGGUAAUUGAAUUUUUUUUAGGGUUUUGUUAAUUUUUAACUGCAAAAAUGCGGUAAAAAAUGCUCUAAAUGAAAAGAUUUUUUUUUUAUUUGAAAGAAAUGUCAUCACUGCUACAGAUUAAAAGACUACCUUUUACUCAUAACUACACAUGUAACUAUACAUCAUAAAUACAGAGAAACUGAGACUUUUCAAGUGAUCAAGAUUAAUUUCUUUUAAUCAUUUAUGAUUUAAUAUAGUCCACUAUAGUAAAUGAUAAUAAGUGAGCGAAUGCAUUGUGCUUAUUGAAAUCUAUUGAGUCCACACUAAUCGCAGUAUAGUACACUAUAUGCAUAUGUAGAGUGGUUUCAACCACAAACAUUUACUUUUUACAGAAAUAAUUAAUCUAAUAUCUAAUAUGACUGUUGGAAGAUUCUGCAAAUGUUGACUUAAAAACAUUUUGUGCAGCAUUCAUGACAUGCUCUACCCAAUACUGUUUUUG